Messenger RNA from Micropterus dolomieu (smallmouth bass), 385 nucleotides. RefSeq names its product tRNA-dihydrouridine(47) synthase [NAD(P)(+)]-like. The transcript is spliced from 4 exons. The record is from RefSeq and is a predicted model, not a curated record. Lineage: Eukaryota; Metazoa; Chordata; Actinopteri; Centrarchiformes; Centrarchidae. Bases 1 to 342 code for a protein of 113 amino acids. Gene Ontology annotation, molecular function: RNA binding; tRNA dihydrouridine synthase activity.
AUGCAGGAUCCGAGCUGUAAGAAGCAGGAGGUGGUGGUGGUAACACAGCACAACAACUUCGGCCUGGAGCACUGGGGCUCCGACACCCGACGUGUGGAGAAGACCCGCACCUUUAUGCUGGAGUGGCUCUCCUUCAUGUGCAGAUAUAUUCCAGUGGGUCUGUUAGAGCGAGUGCCUCAGAAGAUCAAUGAGAGACCUCCGUACUACAUGGGCAGAAACUAUCUGGAGUCACUGAUGGCAAAAUGUCAAAAUGUUGGGGACUGUGACAGGACUAGUGAAAUGCUACUUGGACCUGUACCGAACGAUUUCAACUUUUUGCCCAAACAUAAGGCCAACGCAUAAAAGUGAAUUUCUACUUCACUACUAAAAAAACACCCAGGUUUUU